CCUCUCUUUUCAUCUCGUUGGUUUCCAUUUUUAUUUUUCCACUUUUGUUCGGACGCUCUCUUUUUCUUUUCUUUUUAAUUUUUUUUUCUGGAAAUAUUAUUUGCAUGUAAUGGCUUCUAAGGCUGAGCUUGGAUUCAGUCGGGGAACCGGGUUUAUGAAAAACUAAUGAGAUUGAGAUGUCGUGAUUUGGAGAAGGCGAAGACCGGAAUGCUCGGAUCUGCUGGGUCCUAAUAAUUUCAUUCAUGCAUCUCCACAGGCUGGAAUUAUGUUUUUCACACUGGUGCAUAUCGUGGGAAAAAAAAUUGAUCAGUCUUUCAGUUACAGAAUGAAAGAAAAGGAAAAAAGGGAAUUAGGGAAUUCAAUCCUUACCAUCCAAAAUCUCUGGUUCAGAAGCAACCCUUGAUUCUGAGUUCAUAUGAGCUUUGGAUCAAGCAAGUCAUAUACAAGAAGUUUGUCAUCCUGUUUUCUUUCAUCUAAGUAUUCCUUGUAGACAUAGAAUCUCCUUAAUGGGGUGAGAGGUGGGGUGAGAGGUGGGGCGAGAUGGUUUUACAUUGCAAAUCUUCAAGGAGAUGGAGGAGACACGAGAAGAUGCAGGGCUGGAAGAAUCUGGGCCUUCUAAUGCUACUUGUUGGCCCUCAGGUUUUAUAGAAAAAUUUCAAUCAGUUUCUCUGUCCACUCAAGAAGAGAACCUGAACACAAAAGAACCAAAUAGCAACCAUGGGGGAGAUGAGUUGACAUCCCAGGCAGCUUCACAAAUUCUCUGGAUGACUGGAAUGCUUUCUGGAAUUAUUCCUAAUGGGUUUUACUCUGUCGUUCCGGAGAAAAAACUCAAGGAGCAUUUUGAUAGUAUUCCUACUCCGGAUGAACUUCAUGCCUCGGGUGUGGAGGGUCUUAGAGCUGAUAUUAUUCUUGUAGAUGCAGAGAAGGAUAAGAAGCUUUCCAUGCUAAAGCAACUGAUUGUGGCAUUAGUGAAAGGAUUGAAUUCAAAUCCAGCGGCAGUGAUUAAAAAGAUUGCUGGUGUAGUUUCUGAUUUUUAUAAACGACCAAAUUCAGAACUAAGUCCAGCGAAAGCUGCAAUUGAGGACAUCUCUCAUGUCUCAGAGAAUCGAGGUGUCCAGCUGUUGGGACAAAUAAGGCAUGGUUCAUGUCGACCUCGUGCAAUCCUAUUUAAAGUUCUUGCAGAUACUGUAGGUCUUGAGAGUAGGCUUGUUGUGGGUCUACCCAGUGAUGGUGCUAUUGAGCAUGCAGACUCAUGUAAGCAUAUGUCAGUCAUAGUUGUGUUGAACUCAGUGGAACUGCUAGUUGAUCUUAUGCGGUUUCCAGGGCAACUAAUACCAUGUUCAACCAAGGCAAUCGUCAUGUCCCAUGUUUCUGCUGCAGGGGAGAGUGAUUCUGCAGAGAAUGACUCCUGUGAUUCACCCCUUGAACCAAACAGUCCUCUAUAUGGAUUUUCAGAUAGAGUGGAUUCUGAAAGCAUGGAGCAAGAUGAGAGCCUUCAAACUAUAUAUCAGCGAAAGUUAGAAGCUUCUUUGAAUGUAGCAGGUCCUUCAUUGCGGAAUGUAAUGUUGCAACCAGCUAUUGAGAGAAAGCUCAGUGUAUCACAUAGUGAACCUAACAUUGCAAACACCUUUUGGCGACGCAGCCGGAGGAAAGCAAUUGCUGAACAACGGACAGCCAGUUCAAGUCCAGAACAUCCUUUAUUUCAAGCACGCGGAAGGUCCAUGCUUAGCGGUGAUAGACAAUCACAUAGGGAAUAUGCUGAUGAUAUGGCUGCAUCAAGGUCAGAUGGUGGAUCAAUAUCUGAGACUCGUAGAAUAAGAAGGCGAAGCAUCAGCAUUACUCCAGAGAUUGGUGAUGACAUCGCAAGGGCUGUGCGUGCAAUGAAUGAAACACUGAAGCAAAACCGCCUUUUGAAGGAACAAGGAGAUGAUGGAUUGCUUUCUCAGCAAAAUGCAUUAAAUUUUUGUCUGGAUGGCCAUAACGAGAGGUGCAGUGAAAGUUCUACUAUGUAUGAUAUGCAGAGGAAGAAAAUAAAUUCUCAGAAGGCAACAUCAUUACCUUCAUCUCCUCAUGGAUUCAGGAUGCAGACUUCUGGAAGGAGUAUACCUUCAGACUAUGGAGGGAAUGCUGAAAUGGUCUCAACAUGGAAUAAAGUCCUUGAAUCUUCAACAAUCCUAAACAAGCCAUUACUACCUUUUGAAGAAUGGAACAUUGAUUUCUCAGAAUUAACUGUUGGAACUCGUGUUGGAAUUGGAUUCUUUGGAGAAGUUUUUCGUGGAAUAUGGAAUGGUACUGAUGUUGCAAUCAAGGUUUUCCUAGAGCAAGAUUUGACCACUGAAAACAUGGAGGAUUUCUGCAAUGAAAUAUCUAUUCUAAGCCGCCUUCGACACCCAAACGUUAUUUUGUUCCUUGGUGCAUGUACAAAGCCUCCACACCUAUCGAUGGUAACUGAAUACAUGGAGAUGGGAUCAUUGUAUUACUUGAUUCAUAUGAGUGGCCACAAAAAGAAACUCAGCUGGCGCAGAAGAUUAAAAAUGCUGCGUGAUAUAUGCAGGGGAUUGAUGUGCAUACACCGGAUGAAAAUAGUUCAUCGUGAUCUCAAAAGUGCUAAUUGCCUUGUGAACAAGCACUGGACGGUCAAGAUCUGUGAUUUCGGACUAUCACGAGUAAUGACGGAGAGUCCCAUGAGAGAUUCCUCUUCUGCAGGAACUCCAGAAUGGAUGGCUCCUGAGCUCAUCCGCAAUGAACCUUUCACAGAGAAAUGUGAUGUGUUCAGUCUGGGUGUGAUAAUGUGGGAACUCUGCACUCUAAACAGACCAUGGGAAGGUGUACCAGCAGUGCAAGUAGUCUAUGCAGUUGCUAACGAGGGAUCGCGGCUAGAAAUUCCUGAAGGUCCCCUGGGCAAGUUGAUUGCAGAUUGUUGGGCAGAACCGGAUGAACGACCAAGCUGUGAAGAGAUACUCUCGCGCUUGCUCGACUGUGAAUACACACUCUGCUGAUUCAGUUUUUAUUGUAUAGAAAACAGUGUAGAGGUUUUCAACUUUUGUCAGCUUAAGUUGUAAAAAUAGUCAAUGCUUUUAUUAUUUUCAAAAACAAAACAAAACAAAUUAUUGAUCAUCUCGAGUUACAAGUAAAUUUUUUUCA
Molecule: messenger RNA, 3144 nt
Organism: Nelumbo nucifera (sacred lotus)
Lineage: Eukaryota; Viridiplantae; Streptophyta; Magnoliopsida; Proteales; Nelumbonaceae
Product: putative serine/threonine-protein kinase SIS8
Biological process (GO): protein phosphorylation; signal transduction
Cellular component (GO): cytoplasm
Molecular function (GO): protein kinase activity; ATP binding
Source: RefSeq, a predicted model, not a curated record